AAUAAGGUUACUUUGAUUUUGACUAGUCUUUAUAGUCCAUGACAGUCUUGAAUAUCUUGGAUCAUGUCAAGUCGGAGUUGAUAAGAAGCCGACAAUUAAUUUGCAUUUAGUCGGAUUUUUAUUAGUAAUUCUCGUGCUUAAAACAUAUAUAUAUAUGCGUAUAUAUGGGCCGCGUUUCAUCCGAAAAUCGUAAUUUCAUUUUUCCGGCAUUAUUUUAUUAUUUUGUCGCUCACCUGUCUGUCCAUUUAACGUGCUCCGAUUUACUCGUUACUUGACGAUAUGAUGCCAAACACGGACGUUUAUGACACUUUGUAUCUGUACGCAACUCCGGAGAAGUUUUUUGUGGAGCCGGUCGGGACCAAAGUCCUGCUAGUGGUUGAUAGAGUGAGUCAGCAAAUCUACACGCAAGUUGGUACAGCUAGUCAAAUUCCAACAACUGCCAGUCGUAGAAAAAUAUGGGGACUGGUGGGGACCAUACGCCUUUUGGCGUGUCGUUAUCUCAUUGUUAUUACGGAUGCUCAAAUGUGUGGUACUAUAGCUGGGCAUAACAUCUACAAGAUAUCAUCGACAGAGGUGAUACCUUAUACAAGAUCGUCUUUACAUUUGACUGAAAAACAAGUGCAAAAUAAUGCCACAUAUUUGGAGAUGGUGAAAUCAGUCUUGAAUACACCAUACUUUUACUUCAGUUACACCUAUGAUCUCAGUCAUACCAUGCAGAGGCUGCAUAACACAACACCUGAAUUCUUGCAAAUGCCGCUUCACGACAGGGCAGAUCCCAGGUUUGUAUGGAACGCCUACCUCCUGCAGGACUUAAGUGCAAGACCAGAGCAGUACAAAUUCUGUUUGCCCAUCAUUCAUGGCUUCGUUUCGCUGAAUACGGUGGUCGUGAACGGUAUCGCAUUCAAUUGGGGCAUUGUCUCUAGACGUAGUGUGCAUCGUGCUGGCACGAGACUAUUUUCGCGUGGUAUAGAUGCCACGGGCAACGUUUCCAAUUAUGUGGAGACGGAGCAGCUGAUCGAAAUAAACGGCGAUCGCAGUUCUUUUGUGCAAACGCGCGGAUCCAUUCCUCUGUUUUGGUAUCAAGCACCAAAUUUAAAGUACAAGCCAAAGCCACAAAUCAGUCCACAUGAAGACCAUCAAAGUGCUUGUGCGCGGCACUUUGACGUUCAGAUCUUUCACUAUGGAAAGCAAAUCUUAGUGAAUUUGAUCGAUCAAUGUGGACCAGAAGCACUACUUGAAAAUGCAUAUCGCAAUUUAGUCCAAAGAAUUAAUAAUCAAAAUAUUCGAUACGAGGCUUUUGACUUUCAUGCCGAAUGUAGAAGAUUGAAGUGGGAUAAAUUAAACACUUUACUGGAUCGAUUAGCCCAUGAUCAGGAACAGAUGGGGUAUUUCCUGUUAAUGAGGGAUGGAGCAUUGCUUUCGGCUCAGGAUGGCGUUUUUCGUACGAAUUGCAUCGAUUGCUUGGAUCGAACAAAUGUUGUACAAAGCAUGCUGGCGAAGCGAGUUCUCAAUGAAGUAUUGAGCAGGCUAGAAAUACUUAGAAAAGUGGAAGAUCAUCCCGCAUUUGAAAACCUUUUUAAACAGGUUUGGGCCGAUAAUGCGGACGUGAUAAGUAUUCAAUAUUCCGGCACAGGAGCGUUGAAGACGGAUUUUACGCGAACUGGAAAACGCACUAAGUUGGGCGCGAUGAAAGAUGGUCUAAAUUCGCUAACGAGAUAUUACAAGAACAAUUUCGCCGAUGGAUACAGACAGGAUUCGAUGGAGCUUUUUCUGGGUCGCUAUAUUAUACAGGACGGCGAAUGCACUUCCAUUCAAUGUCCUUUGGAAUCCGAGCGAAAUUGGCGUUACGCUACAUUCCCGCUCGUUCUUUUAGUCGCAUCCUCGAUGUUAGUCGCUCAUGUAAUAUUACCAUCGCGAUACACAACGGAAAUAUUACUUUAUAUGUUAUUCUGGGGUGCUAUGGUAGCCGGCACUUUCGCCACUAUUAUCCACCAUGGCAAGCAAUACGUCGAUAAGCCAAAAUUACUUUAGAAUUAAUUAAUAAUUCCAUAAAAUUUUAAAUUACAUAUAGAUAUAUUGUACAAUGUUGAUAAUCGACGGCGAUAAGCGGUUGUAGAAUUCUAUUAGUUUUGCACAAUUAUUAGUUAAAUGAUCAAUCAGUAUCUUGGUUUUUUUAUCGUGGCACAUAGAUCUCAUCGUGUGAAGUAAUAAGGUUUACCUUCGUAAAAAAUUAACAUUCUCAUCUCUGGCGAUAUUAUUCGUGUUUCACUGUAAGAUGAUUAGAGGUGACUAUAUUCGUUGAAUGCAUUUUUAUUGGUGGUACAAGGUAUAUGUCGAGCAAGGUAUAUGUGGUAUCUCUUAUACGAAUUAUCAUUGGUGAUUUUUUGCAUCUUUUGCAUGAUAGAUAGUGGAGUAUACAGUUUUCGAAUGAUUCUUGUUCCGUAGGGUUUGUUUGAUAUCUGGACGAGUUCUUGUAAAGUGAUGUGUUGUAAAGAGUUAGGCCUUUGGUCUCCGGCAGCGUUUACGUGAGUAGGGCUAACCGCAGAUUGUGCUCAGCACCUACCGUCCAUAGAUAAUCUGCAGCUGGUUUCCGAUUCGGGGUAUAAAAAGGUUUAAAAAACCUUUUUCACAAUCUUUCCGAUUUUGGCAAAUGCAUUGCAAUUUUUUCUGUGCGUGGUUCCAAAUUAUUCUUUUAUAGUGAAUAUGUUUUUGAAUUCAAGAAAAUAAAUAUUUCUUAUAUACAUAAGAAAAAUUUUUAU
This is a messenger RNA of Formica exsecta, 2759 nucleotides long. It is a transcript of the gene Sac1, whose product is annotated as phosphatidylinositide phosphatase SAC1. Bases 280 to 2031 code for a protein of 583 amino acids. Gene Ontology annotation, biological process: phosphatidylinositol dephosphorylation. The record is from RefSeq and is a predicted model, not a curated record. The transcript is spliced from 8 exons. Gene Ontology annotation, cellular component: endoplasmic reticulum. Gene Ontology annotation, molecular function: phosphatidylinositol-4-phosphate phosphatase activity. Lineage: Eukaryota; Metazoa; Arthropoda; Insecta; Hymenoptera; Formicidae.